Pogona vitticeps (central bearded dragon) is the source of this 2069-nucleotide messenger RNA. The record is from RefSeq and is a predicted model, not a curated record. NCBI's taxonomy places the organism in Eukaryota, Metazoa, Chordata, Lepidosauria, Squamata, Agamidae.
AUGCCAGACGCCCGCCCGGCUUUGAGUCUCAGCUUGUUGCAGAAAGACUGGGUUUACCUGGCGCCGGUCAGGAUCUCUGAGCCCGACCCAUUUCACAAGCUCGUUGAGACGCACCGACUGUACAAGCAGAAGCUUGAGGAACUGACCAAGUUGCAAGACGGCAUCUCCAGCUGCAUCUCGAGGCAGAAGAAGCAACUGAAGGAACUCUCUCUGGCCCUAAAGAAAUGCAAGACCUCGCUCACAGACCGAGAGGAGGCCGAGCAGAGAGGAGAGACCAUCCAGGAGCUGGAGGGUCUGAUCAAAGACCGCCAGAACGUCUUCUUUGAAAUGGAGGCCUACUUGCCCAAGAAGAACGGGUUGUACCUGAGCCUCGUGCUGGGGAACGUGAAUGUCACUCUGCUCAGCAAACAAGCCAAGUUUGCCUACAAAGAUGAAUAUGAGAAGUUCAAGCUCUACCUCACCAUCAUCCUGCUGAUCAUCUCCUUUACCUGCCGGUUCCUGCUAAAUUCCAGGGUGACCGAUGCCGUCUUCAAUUUCCUCCUGGUCUGGUAUUACUGCACUCUGACCAUCCGGGAGAGCAUCCUGAUCAACAACGGCUCCAAGAUUAAAGGCUGGUGGGUUUUCCAUCAUUACAUCUCCACCUUCCUCUCAGGAGUCAUGCUGACCUGGCCAGACGGGCUGAUGUACCACAUGUUUCGGAACCAGUUCCUCACCUUCUCCAUGUACCAGAGCUUUGUCCAGUUCCUCCAGUACUACUACCAAAGCGGCUGCCUGUACCGGCUCAGGGCCCUUGGGGAGCGGCACAACAUGGACCUCACGGUGGAGGGCUUCCAGUCCUGGAUGUGGCGCGGCCUCACUUUCCUGCUUCCAUUCCUGUUCUUUGGCCAGUUUUGGCAGCUUUACAAUGCCAUCACCCUCUUCCAGCUGGCCCAGCAUCCGGAAUGCAAGGAAUGGCAGGUGGUGAUGUGCGGCCUGCCCUUCUUCGUCCUCUUCGCCGGCAACUUCUUCACCACGUUGCGGGUCGUUCACCAGAAGUUCCAAGACAAGCGCCCGAAGACCGAGUGAGCCUGGGGCCCCCCUUUUUCUUCCACACGAGUGCACACUCUUGCUCUCUUGCCUCCUCUCCCCCCCCCCAGUUCUUCUGUGAUCCCUUCUCUGCUCUGUCCGGUGGCGGGGGGGAGCGCUGGUCGUCUCUUCCCCCAACCCUUCCAAGUUGUCUGGCGAACUGGUGUGUAAAUACUGCCGCUGGGGGUGACCGGUGUUUCCCUGCCUGAAGCAAGGCCCUGCAGCUGAAACUGGGGACUCGUCAUCGCACGGCGCCAGCUUCGAGGUCUGCAGCAGGGCGCUGGCGGAGACUCUGCAGCGGCAUUCAGACCCCAACCUUCUUGUGACCUCUUUACUCCGUCAAUUUCCGCUGUCCUGGAAAAAACCGGGAAGGCAGCUUCAAGCGGACGGUCCCUAUUCCACUCAGAUGGAAAAAUGAGAAGGGAAGGAAACCGAGGUUUUCUCUGGAACCUGAAGCGUCGGUAGUGUUCGGGCUGAACCAGGUGGGAAAGCCAGGGCGUUUUCUCCUCCUUGUCUUGGGUUCUUCUCUCUCUGUUUGUAUUUGUCCUGCUGUCUCCUCAUUAUGCAGGUGAUCCUGGCUUUCUCGACGCAGAACGUGCCUCCCGUCUGUGUCUUCUCCGGUGGCCCAGGAAUGAUCCCGGGCCACGGGUUGAGUUAUGCUCCUUUGCCCGCCAGGGAGAACCGAUGGGUGCCUUUCCCCUGUCCUGGGUGGGAGAAGGGCCCCACGGCAUCUACCCCCCCCCUGCCAGUUUGGUGUCGGUGCCCCACGAGCCGCAGAAAGUGGGGCAUUAAGGGGGAAAAAAAGGGCUCGGCAGCAGUGCGUCCUCUUCCUUCUCUCUGUGUCCUGUAUUUUUGGGGGUGUGGUGCGUCUCGAGUAAAUCCGUCUCUCUGGGAAGGCGCCGGACCACCUUGUAAAGCGCGCCGCCGUCUCAGAAUGUACCUUAAAUGUCGUUUAAAGUGUCUAUGUGUGAAUGUUGGCAAAUAAAGAAAAGGGAACCGCUGGC